Molecule: messenger RNA, 849 nt
Organism: Polypterus senegalus (gray bichir)
Lineage: Eukaryota; Metazoa; Chordata; Cladistia; Polypteriformes; Polypteridae
Gene: cox4i1
Product: cytochrome c oxidase subunit 4 isoform 1, mitochondrial
Exons: 5
Coding region: 90-596 (168 amino acids)
Biological process (GO): mitochondrial electron transport, cytochrome c to oxygen
Source: RefSeq, a predicted model, not a curated record
UCCUCCCGGUCUUCCAAUUUCCCAUCGUGCCUUCACAGUAAGCCGCUUCCUCUUGUGGUCUGUCGGCUUUCUCUAGCAGUGGCGGCAGAAUGAUGGCAUCACGGGUAGUUAGUCUCCUCAGCAAGCGAGCAAUUUCAACCUCUGUUUGCAUGCGUGGUCAUGGAGUUGCAAAAGUAGAAGAAUAUUCUCUUCCAUCUUAUUUUGAUCGACGUGAAUCCCCACUGCCAGACAUACGAUUUGUGAAGCACCUGACUCCAGAGCAGCAGUCUCUUAAAGCAAAAGAAAAGGGAUCAUGGGUGGCACUAUCAAAUGAAGAAAAGGUUGAAUUGUACCGCAUUAGCUUCAACCAGAGCUUUGCUGAAAUGAACAAGGGAUCAUCAGAGUGGAAAUCUGUUCUUGGUGGAAUUCUGUUUUUUAUGGGCUUUACUGGCUUUGUAGUCCUCUGGCAAAAGCACUUCAUGUACGGUGAAAUUCCACACACUUUUUCUGAAGACUGGAUAGCGAGGCAGAGCCAGAGAAUGCUGGAUAUGAGGAUCAAUCCAGUGGAAGGGUUUUCUUCCAAAUGGGACUACGAUAAGAAAGAAUGGAAGAAAUGAAGACCCAACAGAGCCCCUUCAACUUGCUUAAAUUUUAUUUCCUUAAACUUUAAAAUUACCUCAGCAAAUACAUUCAAGGAAGUUGUCUUCCUCCUACAUGUGAAGAAAAUAAAGCUUCAGUGUUUUACAUUCUUGCAUUCUGCUUAAUUUAGAAAUUUAAUAUGAAUAUUCCAUUGACGGUUAGUGGAACAUAUAAAAGGCAUUUUAAUGACUCAGUUAAUAUCUAUUGAAAUAAAGUGCUGAAGUGACAAAA